AUGAAUGUACUAAAUCUCGAGACCAGGAAUUGUGAUGGGCGUCUGCUUAUUAUUGUGAGUUUGACGCUUUGCUUGCAUCUCAGGGAAUAUCGGGAACAUGUGAAGGAUUUAUCUUGCAUAUCAAAGGAUCUAAGCCGAAUUGUCAUUGUUGAUAACAAUCCAUUUAGUUUCUUGUUACAACCUCUAAAUGGAAUUCCGUGCAUUCCGUUUGCUGCUGGACAACCGCAUGACAUACAGCUUUUGGAGGUUAUCCUUCCACUUCUCAAGCAUCUCUCCCAGCAGAAAGAUGUGCGGCCCGUGCUCUACGAAAGAUUUCAUAUGCCAGAAUGGUUUCAAAAGCAUGGAAUCCCUGCCUCUGCAUUGACAAGUGUAGGAUGAAAAUCUUGCAAGUGAAAUUGCUUCUAAUUCCUGGAGACAUCAAUUCUGUAAUUUGUUCUGCAAGUGCAGUACCCCUUCACUCGAAGAACAAUUUUGUAUAGCUAAUUUUGUGUAGAGGAGCAGCCAUUGACGAAGUCCCAAGUUUCUCAAGUCUGAUCGGAGUGUUUUCCUCCCUACGUUCGCACAACAUUCUCAUUGCGGAAAUUCAGAUUAUUCUGUAACUUGUUAAUAGCCUCCAAUCUCAGUCGAUGUUAGUGUUUGUGCAAUUGUUGUAAACAUUCGUCGCCAAUAAUUAUUCCUUCUCUCACACAAAUUCUAAUGUAAAGGGUUGAUCAUUGGACGCUCUCUUCAGGAAUGGUAAUCUUCGUUUCUUAAACAUUCUGAGUGGAACCCAGAAUCUUUCUACA
Messenger RNA from Nicotiana attenuata, 785 nucleotides. Its product is annotated as mitochondrial import inner membrane translocase subunit TIM50-like. The coding region runs from base 1 to 378 and encodes 125 amino acids. Lineage: Eukaryota; Viridiplantae; Streptophyta; Magnoliopsida; Solanales; Solanaceae. The record is from RefSeq and is a predicted model, not a curated record. Gene Ontology annotation, molecular function: phosphoprotein phosphatase activity. The transcript has 3 exons.